AUGGGUGGAGGUAUCAAAGGCAUCCCUCUUCAGGAGGACUCUUCUCGACCAGACUACAUCAACCAAGCUGUGUUCAGGAGAAACACCCUUCCUACCCGCUCAUACCAUAUUCCUGAGACUUCAAUCUCACUCAACGGAACAUGGGACUUUUCUCUAGCUCCCACAGCCAUUGAGGCACCUGAGCCCAGCUCAAAAGACAUCACAUACGGACAAAUCCAGGUUCCUGGCCACUGGCAGCUCCAAGGGCACGGAAAGCCAUGGUACACCAACGUUCAGUAUCCCAUUCCCGUCUGCCCGCCAUAUGUGCCUACUGAGAACCCUACGGGCACGUACCGUCGGGAAUUCCACAUUCCGGCUGGCUGGGACGCAAGCUCUCAGCUGAGAUUGCGCUUCGAUGGUGUCGACAGCGCGUAUCACGUCUUUGUGAACGGCAGUCUUGUUGGAUAUGCCCAGGGCUCAAGAAACCCUUCAGAAUUCGACGUGUCAGCUUUCGUCAACCGAGAAGAGGCGAAUGAGCUGUUUGUGCGCGUUUACCAAUGGUCUGACGCCACUUAUAUCGAGGACCAGGACCAAUGGUGGCUUUCUGGAAUCUUCCGAGAUGUCUACCUCAUCUCAUUCCCCGCUGCCAGGAUUGAUGACUUCUUCGUCAAGCCUGAUCUUGACGCCAGCUACAAGAACGGUACACUGACUGUCUCCGCCGACAUCUCCUCCGAGAAGGGUGCAGUUCUUGAGCUCACGCUCUCCGAGCUUACCAAGAACGGCGGCGCUGUCAUUAGCUCUACUAAGACAUCCAUCGACGGCAACUCCAAGAAGGUCGAUUUGAAGCUCGAUGUCGAGAACCCCCAGAAGUGGACUGCGGAAACACCCUACCUUUAUUCCGCCGAGCUCACUCUCAAGUCCGAAGGCUCAGACACUGUUCUUCACAAGGUUCAGCAACGCGUCGGAUUCCGCAAGGUCGAGCUCAAGGAGGGUCUCAUGACUGUGAACGGAAAGCGCAUUCGCCUCCGUGGUGUCAACCGCCACGAGCACCACCCUCUUCUGGGCCGCUCCGUUCCUCUAGAGUUUGCUAAGCGCGAUCUCCUCAUCAUGAAGAAGCACAACAUCAACGCUCUUCGCUGCGCGCAUCAACCUCACGACCCUCGUGUCCUCGAUCUCUGCGACGAGUACGGUCUGUGGGUCAUGGCUGAGGCUGAUCUCGAAUGCCACGGUUUCUAUGAUGCUGUUGCUCGACCUCAGGACAUUCCUGAGGAGAUGGACUACGGCGAGCGAAAGAAGCUUGCGUUCGGACCGGCUGCCCAGUUCACUUCUAACAACCCUGAGUGGAAGGAGGCUUACCUUGACCGUAUCAACGCUGUUCUCAACCGUGACAAGAACCAUGCUAGUGUUAUUAUCUGGAGUUUCGGCAACGAAGCUUUCUACGGUGACAACCACAAGGCGAUGUUCGAGUAUGCCACUAAGGCUGAUCCCUCGCGACUGAUCCACUACGAGGGUGAUAUGGAUGCCGAGACAACACACAUGUACAGUUACAUGUACCCCACCGUCGACCGCCUCAUCAAGUACGCAAAGGAAGAGGGUGUCAAGGACGGCAAGUUCGAGAAGCCUAUCGUGCUCUGCGAGUAUGGCCACGCUAUGGGUAACGGUCCUGGCUGGUUGGAAGACUACGAGCAAGCCUUCCGCGACUACCCUCGUCUCCAGGGUGGUUUCAUCUGGGAGUGGGCUAACCACGGUCUGUGGAAAGAUGACCACGAGGGUCCUGGCUACUACGCCUAUGGUGGUGACUUUGGCGACACACCUAACGAUGGAACCUUUGUCAUGGAUGGUCUGUUGAACAGUCAGCAUGAGCCUACUCCUGGUCUUGUUGAGUUCAAGAAGGUCAUUCAGCCUGUUGGUUUCGAGUUUGCCGAUGGCGAGUUGAAAAUUGAGAACCGACAAGACUUUGCUGGUUUGGACUAUUUGGUUGCUUCUUACAAGAUUGAGCAGCUUGGUCAAGAAUCUACUCUCAUUCACUCUGGAUCCUUCGAUGUUCCCGACAUCCCGGCUGGCGAGACACGAUCCGUUUCCCUCCCCGUUGACGCCAAGAAGUACAACAAGGAUAGCGAGGUCUACCUGACCGUCACACUCUCUCUUAAGCACUCCACGGCCUGGGCCCCCGCUGGCCACGAGAUCGCUUGGUCUCAACACCAACUCCAGGUCCCUCAGAAGCCUGUCUCCGUCGCUUCCGUCGCGAACACCCUCUCCGCCAAGCUAUCCAUUUCUGAAAACACCUCCACCGUGGCGGUCACAGGAAAGGACUUUGAGUUCACCUUCAACCGCGCUUAUGGUACAUUGAAGAGCUGGGUCUCGAACGGCAAGACAGUACUUGACUUCGAUCCCAAGACGAAAGCUGCCAUCAUCCCAUCUUUCUGGAGACCCAAGACUGACAACGAUGUUCCCGGUGCUGUUCCAUACUGGCAGCGCUUCGGCGUUGAUCAACUCGAGUCACAGCUUCGAUCCUUUUCCGUGGACUCAUCCAACUCAGAUAAGGUGGUGCUAAAAUCAAAGACGUUCAUCACUCCUCCUGUGCUUGCCUGGGGAUGGGAUUGCGAGAUUGAGUACACCGUGUAUCUCACCGGCGCACUAACUGUCAACGUCACUCGCCUAUCUCCCCAAGGCUCUAUUCCCGACCACGUUCCCAGAAUUGGUCUCAACCUCUACGGAAGCAAGACUCUCGAGCACGUCAAGUGGCUCGGUCGCGGACCCGGAGAGAGCUACCCUGACAAGAAGACCUCUCAACGCGUCGGCAUCUGGAAUGUCGAGUCCAUCUCUGACCUCCAAGUCGCAUAUGACGUUCCCCAAGAAAACGGAAACAGAGAAGAUACCCGCUGGGUCGCACUCCGCGAUUCCAAGUCUCCCAGUGUUGGUCUCCGCGCGACGCGUCUGGACGGAGCACACUUUAGCUUUUUGGCUUCGAACCACAGAGAUACCACUAUCCAAGACGCUAAGCAUCCUCCUGAUCUAUUUGAGGAGGAUGCUGUCUUUAUUAGACUGGAUCACAAGGUUGCUGGUGUGGGAUCGGGUGCUUGUGGACCGGCUGUGCGUGAGGACUUGAUGGUUAAGACUGAGGAUGUUACUUUCGGGUUCUUGCUUGAGCCUCUGUGA
Messenger RNA from Fusarium coffeatum, 3138 nucleotides. RefSeq lists its product as uncharacterized. The record is from RefSeq and is a predicted model, not a curated record. Bases 1 to 3138 code for a protein of 1045 amino acids. The transcript has 3 exons. Gene Ontology annotation, biological process: lactose catabolic process. Gene Ontology annotation, molecular function: beta-galactosidase activity; carbohydrate binding. NCBI's taxonomy places the organism in Eukaryota, Fungi, Ascomycota, Sordariomycetes, Hypocreales, Nectriaceae. Gene Ontology annotation, cellular component: beta-galactosidase complex.